AUGGAAGAUUUAUCAAAACAAUCAUACUGGAAUGAACGUUUCUUAGUAGAAGAUUCAUUUGAAUGGUUUGGUGAUUGUUCACGUCUUUAUCCUAUAUUAGAUAUUUAUUUAAAAUCUAAACCUUCACUUGUUUUACUUCAUCUUGGUUGUGGUUCAUCAUCAUUAGCAGAAGAAAUGUACGAUAGAAAGUAUUGUCAUAUGAUUAUCAAUGUUGAUUAUUCAUAUAAUAUUCUUGAUAAACGUCGAUCAAUGAAUAAAAAUGUUUAUUUAAUUGACUGGCUUACUUUAGAUAUUCGUACAAUACCAUUAUGUUUAAAUUCUUUUGAUACAAUUAUUGAAAAAGGUACAUUAGAUGUAUUUUUUGUUGGACAUGAACAUCAUUUAUGGAAUCCAUCCGAGGAAUUAAAAGAUAAAAUUGAUUUAAUAUUAACACAAAUUAGUCAAUGUCUUCAAUCCGAUCAUGGACGAUUUAUUUCUAUAUCAUUUCAACAACCACAUUUUCGUCGUCCAUUUUUAGCUAAACAGAAAUAUCAAUGGUCAAUACAAGUACAUUCAGUUUCAGAUGGAAAUGAAUCUGUGGAAUAUUUUGUUUAUGUAAUGACUAAAGGUGAACAAAUGAAUGAAGAAGAUCAAUUAUUAGAACAAGGAAAAUCUACAAAAUGGUACUGGAUUAAUAAAACGGACAAUUCUAUUGAACCAUCAAAAUAUUCUAUUGACGAUGAGAAUGAUCAAUAUCUAUCAAAUAUUGAUCUGAUAGAUAAUGAAUAA
Adineta steineri is the source of this 768-nucleotide messenger RNA. NCBI's taxonomy places the organism in Eukaryota, Metazoa, Rotifera, Eurotatoria, Adinetida, Adinetidae. The record is from the annotation of a GenBank genome assembly.